Messenger RNA from Topomyia yanbarensis, 13848 nucleotides. RefSeq names its product transmembrane protein 184B (gene Tmep). The transcript is spliced from 9 exons. Gene Ontology annotation, molecular function: transporter activity. The coding region runs from base 817 to 2256 and encodes 479 amino acids. Gene Ontology annotation, biological process: transport. The record is from RefSeq and is a predicted model, not a curated record. Lineage: Eukaryota; Metazoa; Arthropoda; Insecta; Diptera; Culicidae.
GUCGACAACAUCAGCAUUCGAGUACGGGACGUCGUCAUCGUUGCUUAUUCUUUGUCCGUAUGACGGUAAAGUUUUUUUCUCGUUUUGCACAAUACCUAAUGAUUUUUCUAUAAACCGUGUAGCAAAUGGUGUGAGAGAAUUUCCCAGGUGAAAAUCGGUGCUGGAGGGAACUUUGCUGUUUGCUAGGAAGAGUGAAAUUUGAUAAUUUUCAACAAACAGCUGUAUAAUAUUGGCCAUGAGUGAGUGGCAGGUGGAAAAAAAUAUAUCAACAUACGGAAGUGAGAAAAACUGGCAAAUACUGUCAGAAGUGAAAUCUACUGGGUUAAUUUAAAUUAGUGCUAAUUUUCUGAAAAGCGGUCAAAUUGCGACCUAGCAUUAGUUCCGCUGAUUGUUGGGACCUCACAGCGAACGGAUAAAAAUGUCUGCCGCCCACUUGGAUCCAGUUUGAUCAAAUUACGUGACAGUGUGUAGUUUUCAGGCUUAGGAGUUAGCAGUGGAAACGAGUAAAAGUCUCAUAUUAGCCUGAACGGGCUUGCAGUACACCUAGAAAAAAGUGAAAGUGUGUCACUGAGAAGCAAAUUGUGUUAACAGAUGUUAAUCAAAAUAAGCUCAGUACAUGGUGAUUGUGUUCUAAAUGUGGAAAGUGCAGCGAAGGGUUUCAUUGUGCAUUAAUCGAGCAUAAAGGUUGGAUAAUAGAGAGAAGAAUUUCUAAUUGUUACUGCAAUCUGAUACUAACGACUCGUGUGCUAUAGCGAGCAAGCAGUGUAUAGCACUGCCCCUGUUGUUGGUAGCAGUGAACACCAGAAGCGGAACAGCAUGAGUACGGAACACCCGGCAUUGGAGCUGACGAAUGGUACCGUCAGUUCGAAGCCUAAUAUUAUCAUUCACGCAACGGAAUCGGCAGCGCUGGCUACCGAUCCAUUGAUCAGCCAUGUCGGUGAUGGAAUCUUUCUGCAGACUAAGACCGCCCAGGGACUGGCGGGAAUUUUCGUGUGGAUCGCAUUAUUCAUCACGUGUCAACAGAUCUAUCAGCACUUACGAUGGUACACCAACCCUCAGGAACAACGGUGGAUAGUACGGAUACUGUUCAUUGUGCCCAUCUACGCCACCUACUCGUGGAUUAGUUUGCUAUUUUUCAACUCCGAAAGUGUUUAUGUGUACUUUUUCACGGUGCGGGAUUGCUACGAGGCUUUCGUCAUCUACAAUUUCCUGUCACUGUGCUACGAGUACCUUGGCGGUGAGGGCAACAUCAUGUCCGAAAUCCGCGGCAAACCCAUCAAAUCGUCCUGCCUGUACGGGACCUGCUGCCUGGCUGGCAAAACAUACACUAUCGGAUUCUUGCGGUUUUGCAAACAGGCAACACUGCAAUUCUGCCUGGUCAAACCGUUGAUGGCGUUCAUCAUCAUAUUUUUACAGGCGUUCGGACAUUACCAUGACGGCGAUUGGAGCGCCGAUGGUGGCUACAUCUACAUCACUGUGAUCUACAACUUUUCGGUAUCACUGGCUCUAUACGGACUGUAUCUGUUCUACUUUGCUACCCGGGAUCUGCUAACACCGUUCGAUCCGGUGCUAAAAUUCUGUACCGUGAAGUCGGUGAUUUUCCUCUCCUUCUGGCAAGGUGUCGGAUUGGCCAUUCUUGAAAAGGCGGAAGUAAUCUCACCCAUUGUUGAUGCCGGUGGUUCCACGACAUCGGCCGGUACGGUGUCGGCGGGCUAUCAGAAUUUCUUCAUCUGCAUUGAAAUGUUAUUCGCUGCGAUUGCCCUCCGGUAUGCCUUUCCGUAUCAGGUUUAUGCGCAAAGUUGCAUGACCGAUGCUCACGGGCGAUCUGUAACGAUGCAAUCAAUCUCUAGCAGUUUGAAGGAAACGAUGAAUCCAAAAGAUAUUAUGACGGACGCGAUACACAACUUCCACCCGCAGUAUCAGCAAUACACGCAGUAUAGUUCAGGUGGAAAGAACUCACGUGGCAUCCGAGUGUCGUCGUACGACCCGGACGAUCCAUCCCAUCAGCUGAACCAGAGCGGUAACGGUGGUAAUGCUGCUGGUGGAAACGGAAUGGGCAGCAGUAGCAGCAACAACGGUGGCGGCGGUCGAAGUGGCGGUUACAGUACCGCUCACAGUAACUACAUUGCGCCGCCAACGCUUGGUAGCCAGCGAAAGUUUAUGCCCGUAGGAGGCGCACCCCAGAAAGUGUCAACCAUUAGCCAGAACUAUAACGAGAAAACGAUGCUGCUCAGUAGCGACGAUGAGUAUCAGUAGGGUGUUUCUGGGAAGUUUUGUAUUUCUUCAUCCCGUUGUGUUGUCUACUGAAGGGGGAGGUCAAAAAAAUACACGUUUUCUUUGUGUAAAUGUGCAACUUUCAAUUAUUGUAAAGGUAAACAAAGCUUUCAUGAACAUGAAUCUAAGUCUGCGUGUUAGUGUAGAUAAAAGUACUAACGAAUAAAAAGCAACAGAAGAAGCGGAAUAGUUAUGCAUACAUCAUAAGGAAUAAAUGUUAUAUUCAACACAUUACGUGACUCGGUUGGUGGCAAAAUAUACUUGUACUGCACAAUAUUGUAUGUAUUUCCUACAACUGAAAAUCAGUUUCAUAUAGAUAGGAAUAGCCGAAUAACAUGGCACUUAUGUUUGUAAGCAUUAUGGGUGAAAGUCGUCAUAAUGGCCUCAAUAUUUUCCAACAUCUUGAUUUCUUUUAUAUAAACAAAAGUUUGAUCGAUUCCGUAAGACUUAAGUCUUACAAUUAAAACCACAUUUUACGGCUAAUUUUACUGCCGACCGACUUACGUAUGAGUUGUAAAACUAAAGUACCAGCUUCGUCGUUAUGAAAAGAUGGAAACAAGUGACAUUAAUGACUUGACUCGAGUCAACCAACAAUUCACUAAAAUGAAAUACCCAAAAAUACUUUGUCUGAUGCAAACCAUCACAACGUAAACAGUGACGUCGAUUUUUACCACACAUCAAUAUUUUAACAGAAAUAGCACUUCCGAAAAAUUCUGAGAUAAACUUAGGGAAAAAAAAAUUAAAAUUGCUAAUGUGGAAAUCCGCCUUUCUAAAUAAACAUGCCUACUGUUGUAUCAAGAUAGUCCAUAGUUGUUAAUCGCCAGCCUCUAACGAAAGGUUUCUCGCAUUCUUCAUGGUCGAACCACUUUUUCCGGUGCGAUCCUCAGUUUUGAAGAACCAUUUUAACUGUCUAAAUCCAGGGGUUUGCGUUUGCACUUCAGAACCAUGGCCCUUGACUAUGGCACCAAUCUGACGCUAGUCCAAAAUUGGUGCUUUCAAUAAAAAAUGAGCAUUCUUUCAAUCAUGUAGUUAAAAAACAAAAAAAAAUCUAUCAAUUCAGUAUUUUUUAUUAAAAACAAUGUUUAUUCUUUAAAAAACUUCAAUGAAUAUUGGAGAAGAGGCCCUGGUCAGCCGUACGACGCAACUUAGACGCAAUGCUCUCACAAGAGCGCUGGACGGCACUGACGUCCAUCUUCCGGAUCCUGGUGCUCAACUGCUUUGUAUCCUUGGCUCGCCAAUUAUUUUUGUACGCUAGGGCACUGAGGAAGUCGAAAAAAUCCUCAAUGGGACGGCACGGGGGCAAGUUGGUCGGGUUCCUUUUAUUCGGCACGUACCGUAUCUUUUUCUGAUCAAGAUACUCCAGUGUCUUCUUGGCGUAAUGGGAAUACGCCUUGUCCGGCCAGAAGCCCCAUCCGCAUGAUGCUCCUUUAAGAACGGCAGAAGAAUUUUCUCAAGACACUUCUCCUAGUACACUUGUUGAUUGAACCACGGCUUUGAAAUCCCUCUGUUCGAUAUGGUGAUGUACAGCAAAACAUUUUUUUCAAACUUAUGCUUAAACUUAUAUUUUACUACGGGGAGUGUGGCCAACUUGUCGCUGGAAUAGUAGCUGCCGUUUCCUGGAAUGUGGGUCUUCGAGAACGGAAAGUAACUUUCGUCGACCAGCACGAACGACGUCCCUCUGUAGUUCUUCGUCAUCCACCGGCACUGCGAUUUCAUGAUCGAUAUCUUCUCGUCCGUGUACUCGGGGGACUCAAGAUGUCUUUCAUCUUGAGGGUUCGGUUAAUCAAUGUAUGGGAGCAGUGAUAUUUCCAGCCGGCGUUACACUAGCUCGUGCCGUCCUUGUCGUCGAACAGCUUUUUGAACGCUUCCUUUUUCUUAUUCGUCAUUAUCUUCGCCGGACGGCCGCUACCGGCUUUGCGCUCCACGUUCAGGGAUGCCAGGAUCCGGUAAACUGUACUCACGGGCAAGUUUUCGUCUCGAAAGCGGUCCACCGUAAACUUUUUUCCACGAUGACCAUGCGUUUCGUAAAACCGUACAACACGCUUGCGGAGUGCUUGCUGUUUCGACGCCAUCUUCGAUUGAACUGACAGCAUCCGAGCGAAAAGAAACAUGUCACCCAAUUCUAGGGAGUCCAAAGAGCAAUUAUCUUGGAGAGAAAAAAAAUUACGCUCUUUAUUUUAUUUACAGAAAAGUAUUGAAAUCAUUCUCAUGUUUUAUUGAACACCCGUUAGCUGCAUAUACAGGCAGUGCACGUUGAUGAUACUGUGCUUGAAGAAACGGCCUACAAAAAACCUCGCCCUAAUCGCUGUAUCCUGCUCAGUAUUAUAAAAGCCCAGCACCCCAGCUGCUCUGAGUGAAAUAAUCACUCAUGGUGUGCUUUUCCACACUUUAUCUCGUCAAACAAUGUUUUCCGUUUAGCGAUUUUGAAGCUAGUCGUGCAUUAUUUGAUCUUACUCUGGGAAGUGUGGGUCUUCUAUGUGUUAUGUCUAUUUAUCAUCCCAUGAAUAUGUUUAUUUAGGUCCAAAUGCGGUAGCUUAACGAGGCCGAUUAUUCAUUUUUUAAGUAAGGGAGCCCGGGGUUAGUUGGCGGUUGGGGUAAGUUGGCGGAAGCCCCUUUUCUCCGUUUCUAUUAAACAUAAAACGUUGCCUCUCGUUGUGUACCUCAAGUAAUGUGAAACACAUUAUCCGAUGUGUUUUUGUUGCAAAACAUUUUGUUUUGUUGAAAUUCUGGGCGAUAUUGUGUUUUCGAGCAUACCAAGUAAAUUUUCUAAAUUUUAAAUACUUUGCGGUAUUUAGGGCGAUUUUCAAUCUAUUUCCCGAAUGAUUAUAUUUUUCGAUAGCGCGUGAAAAGCGCUUUCAAUAUCCGUAUAGAUAUCCGUAUAGAGAUCUAUCCACAAACAAAAGUUAUUUUUUAAAAAGUUUUUAAUAAAAUAUGCGGUUGGGGUAAGUUGGCGGUGUUGCACGCGGGGCAAGUUGGCGGUACUAUUUACAGUGCAAAAAAGUCAUCAAAAAAUUUUAUUUCUGAAAUUCACUCCAAAGUAAGAAAAUCUUUUUCUUGUGUAUCUAGCCAAUGUAGGAGACAUUUAUUCCGGCCAAUUGCACGAAAAAUUUCUAAAAUUUGCUUUUGAAUAUCCCUAUUCAAGCGUAAGCGUCAAAGUCAAAAUGCCGGGGUAUUGAAACUGAAAUAUAAUAGCAAAUAUCGGUUAAUAUACAGUUUUCUCGAAAAAACAUUCAGCACGUUCCAAAAGGACCCUUGAGGUAAUUGAAUCUCCAUUUGAUUGCUUAGUUUUUGGCAUAUCCUCACAUACCGCCAACUUACCCCGGGGUAAGUUGGCGGGUUUUCCGCGUCACAUAUUUUUGUCUCUAAAAAAGGAGACAAUGCAUCAAACACUUUCAAAAAAAUCAGAGAUGUUGCCAACAGUCUGCUCUUUCAUGCCGCGUGUUCUAUUUUGCAAGAUCUACCUACAUCAAAGCGGUAAAAAUUUAAAACUGAGAACACCGCCAAUUAGCCCCGAUCUCCCCUUCAUUACAGGUGUUAGUAGGGGAAAGGGACAGCCGCAUUUAGGGUCAGCUUACCCCAUUCUUAUGUUAGUAAGGGCAGGCUUUUUAUUUGCUCACACAAUGUGCACAAAGAGUGAAAUACACCGAUGAAAAAUAGAGUAAAACAAAAACACUACGAUGUGCAGAACGGCCGCACAAAGAGAAACUUGAAAACGAAAAAGAGAAAAGUUCAAAGAGAGAGAAUUUUUAAUAGCAAUGUAAACAUCACUGUGUCAGACAAUUCUAAUGAAAGUCAUUUUCGAAAUCAUAGUAUCUAUCUUCACUUCAAAAACAUGUUGCUCUUUCAAUGUUAAUCCGAUUUGAGCAAAACUAGUUUCAUUUUAAAGGGCUUUUGAAGACCUUUGUUGAUUAUUUUAACAUGUUCACCAAAUUUGAUUCGAACUUUGUAAUAUUAUUACAAAUAUAUCUUAAGUGGAUUGAUGGCAAAUUCUUUUUUCACAAAUGUAUUUCGCACAAUCAGGUGAAAUAGCUCGGAACGGUCCCUUAUUACACAUUCUUUGGGAAAUCAUCUCUACUUUUCGAAUUUCGAGGUCUCGUUUUGCCCCUUUUUGCCCGGAGGGGUUUAAAAUCGACUUUUUUAAAUGUUUGCUGACAUGGAGGAGCAUGGUGAUUAGUGCAAAAUAACAACUAAAUAAAACGAAAACAGACACUUUUUGUAGAGAUUAAAAGUAGUUUUAUCCAAUUAUUAUGUUGUUAUAACUAGCUUCAGUUAUAUCUAAUCAGUGAAAAAAGAUCAUAAAAAUGGUAUUAUGGUUAUAAGAAAGGUUCGAUAACACUGUAUGGGAAAAUUAUCUAAUCUUUUAUAACUUUUGACAUUAAAAAUGAGCUCAGCACCCCAAAAUUACCUUAACAUCGCAUCGUAGACUCGUGAAGCGGUGCCAUAUUGUAGCUGAAGGGAAAGGUUCAGAGCUUUCUACUGUGAAUGAGAGAAGGGAAAAUGUACUAAACUUGGACUUUAAAAGUUUUCAAACCAUAUAGAUAAGAAAAUUGUAGGGGUGGGCACAGCUUACCACGACGUCCCGGACUGACACGUCACACUGAUCAACCCGAGGGGAAUCUAUAAGUUGGGACCUGGCAACACAAUACUCUGCAAACAGCCUAAAAACAUGCUCGACGUCGUGAUAGCCAUUCUCACAAACUCAAUGAUUACUCUCAGCAAGUGCUAUACGACGGAGAUACGUAUCAAAUGUGUAAUGGUUGGACAUGAGUCUUGACAGCGUACAAAUAAAACCUCAUCCAUGCCUUUAAGCCAAACAAUCGUCGGUACCCUCGGGAUAAUGGAAUGUAGCUACCGUCCCAGAUGCCCAUCGCUCCAUGAAGUUUGCUACCUUCCGGACGUCUUCUGACGAGAGAUACUGAAAAAUUCAUUGAAACAAAUUGGUCUUUCAUAAAUGUCGCAUAUUCUCAUUGAUCGCGAUGGAGCUGGGUGACAGGACCCAAACCAAGGUAAUCUGGUAAGGUUUUUCAGGCAAAGCACUCAGAUGUUCCCGUAUUUUUUAUUUUCAGGAAAUAAAGGGAGUGCUUUCCAAGCUUUGCCACAUACUGGAUUCUCUCUAGUUCAAUGAAAUGUAUGUUCGUAGCGGAGCGAAAGCAGAAACAUCCAUACUACAACACUAAUAAUACCGUUGUUUGGUACAGCCCGAUCAGGUCUUCUGGGUGGGCACCCCACCAUGUUCCGGUUAUUGUACGGAGAAAUUUGAUCAUUUGCUGGCACUUCUGUUUCAGAUGCUGGGACAUCCCGAGGUACCUUUAGAGUCGAACAAGACCCCAAGAUGUUUGAAUGUGGAAACCUGAGCAAUAGUUCUAUCCAUUAAUUGAAGCUGUAGUUUCGCUGGUUCACGCUUCCUAGAAAAUAUGACUAGCUCAGUUUUCUCCGUGGGGAACUCGAUACCCAGUUGGAGAGCCCAAGCAGACAAAUGGUUAAAGGUAUCUUGCAGUGGUCCUUGCAAGUCGACGGCUUUGAGGUCUGUAAUAGACACCACACCGUCAUCUGCAAGCUGCCUUACGUGCAGAAAUUGACAAGACCUUCGUCAAUAUCAGUCAAUAAUUCGUGAUGUCGAUAAUGCGGAAAAUGCAUGUUUUUCAGACAGCAAAAAAAUGUUUAAAACUGGUGAAAGACCAUGCUGUGCUGGCGCAAUUUCUCAUAAAGAAUGUUGAUAGAAACUGAAUCAAAAGCCUUCUUAAUAUCCAAGAAUACUGAUGCAAUCUGCUCUUUUUUAGCAUAGGCCAUUUGAAUUUCUGUUGAGGGCAGCGCAAGCCAUUUGCUUCGACGCAAUUGUGAAGGCGAAACAAAAACAUUUACUUCCGGAUGCGGGACAGCAUUUCAAUCGGUCGAUACGAGUUGUGAUCGGAGGCUGGUUUUGCUGAUUGUUUGAUGGCGAUGACCUUCACUUGCCUCCAGUGACAAGGGAAAAUGUUACCCUCAAGAAAACCAUUAAAUAAUUUCAAUAAGUGGAGCAGCUCUUCUAAGCAUUUCUGCGCAAGAGAGUGUAGUGAUUUUUGGUGGAUCGCUUCAAUUUUCAGCGCGAAGCUUGUACGUUGGACAUGUCAAAAGUGCAUGCGGAUUCUCUCCACAGUAAACACACUUCUCAACGGAUCUCCUGCGACCAUCAUCCGGCUGGCGUUCUCCAUAUUUGCUGCACCGCUGCUCGUUACUACAGUUGGUGGAGGUAUGGCCUACUUGCUUGCAAUUGGAAUAAUUCAUGACCAGCGGUACAAACAGACGCACAGGUAGACGAGCUCCUCCCACUUCAACGUAGCUCGGAAGUGCAGAUCCGGCGAAAGUCAGACGAAACGAGUCUGAUGGAUAGUACUUCCCAUCUUCGAUGGGCAUUGAGUGCAAUUGCUUGCACUCCAAAAUCUUAAAUGAUCGAAGGUUUUGGAAGCUGCCAACUCUAUCAUUCAUCAGAACAUCGGCAGCUAAACCCACAUCACUUACAACACCGUCAAUCUCCAAAUUUCGAGAAGGAAUGUAGACGCGUUACUGUAACGUGAAGAGACUACUGCUAAUAAUAGCGUUGACCUGUUUCAAAUCAGUCACGACUACGAGCAGUUUAUCUGACUGGACUUUUUCAAUCUAAUUCACGGCCGAGUAAUGUUUUAUCAGCUCCCGUGCAACAGUUAUGUUUAGUGGUUUAUUUUUGGGCCGAAAGUAUGCCACCCAAGGACCAGCGGACCCAUUUUGGUAAACCUUGUCAUGGAUGGGAUUCCUGCGAAACAUUGGUAGGAAGUCGGGUAGGUGGACCGGAGAUGAUAUCGUCUGUCUCCGAAAAUUUGCAAUCUAGACCUUCAUCUUCCCCAUAAGAUUCAUCUUUGGGGGAUCGCCCGUCUAGAUCCAUUUUGUUGCGUGAAAAACACGCUCAGCCGCACUUACAACUUUGGAAUACGAUCAGUAAAAAAGACGAAAUGCAAAAAAAAAAACUUGGCUGGCUAUCCUAAGCCAGCAAGUAGGUGGAUUACUCUUCGCCGUCCGCUGUGUGUAUCCCAGUUAAGCUCAGCCGGAAAUGAACCGGAAUUCUGGCAGGUUCCAGUUCGUAUUCCGGCUCCAGUGACACAACCGAUUCUAGUUAGAAUCGGUUGUGUCACUGGAGCCCGUGUACGAACUGGAACCAGCCAGAAUUCCAGUUCAAUUCCGGCUGAGCUUUACUGGGAUGUUGCGUGACCAUGACUAGGUUGGGUAUUAUCAGCCCCCUGCUAGGCAGCCAUUUUGUCCUAGCCAACAUCUGCCUUUGUUCAAAUCAAAACAACCCAAUGCUAUUGCACAGGCGACAUGGGCCUAGAUGCGGCUAGGCCCACAUAUGUUGACUACUGUCAAAGUCUGUAUAUCUCCAUAGAGGAUGACAGGAGUGACACCCUCCUGGGUAUUAUUGCUUCGACGUGACAGCCAGACAAAGCCGAUGUCAACUCGCCUUGUAUCGUGAGAUAGCAAAUUGCAAUAACAAUUUGUGCUCCAACACUUGACAGGUAAAUAACAUUCACGGAACUGUUUAUUUACAAUAUGUUACAGUAGCCUCUGCAACAGUAAGCACCUUCGUAAUACCGAGAAAAAUAAACCACACCGGAGAGAACAAAACGCACUUGUUUCUCGAUACAAUGUUCGGUUCUUUACCGAUUUUGCUUUGUUUUUUUUUUUAAUUUAACGCGUCUCAAUGCGUUAGCACAACUGAGCCAUGGAUCUUUUGAGUUUUUACAAUAAGUAAAACUAAAUCAAUACUAAGAAUGUUAGUCUGCCAGAUCUUGUUGAUGCAGUUUGCUGCUGCUUGUUGAGAUCCUUUUCCUUGGCGGUGAGACAUUAGUAGCCCAAUAAAAAUAAUAAAAAAAAAAUUCUUGCAAAAAACAUGUUGACCAAAAAAUUGAGUUUUGUGAUGUUCAAAAUUUUAAACAAACAUUUAUUGCAAAGAAUCGAAAAUUUGUUGAUGAAAAAGGAAUCGUUCAAGUACACGAGAAUGUAGAUACAAACAAUACAAAAAAAAAAUUGUAAAUCGGUUGAAUAGUUCUUAAGAUAUCACGUUCACCGCAAUGGCACUUUUCAAAAAACUUCAUUUCGAGAUAAUUGCGUUUAAAGUUUUGUGUCCACUUUAUUCGUAGAAGAACCAUCGCACUGCAAACGGCUGUAAUUUAAAAUCUAGCGCUCAGAUCUGGAUGAAAUUUCACACAGAUAUUUUCAGAAGUAUGUACUUUCAGCAUAUUCAAUAGUUUUUUAUUUCGAUUUUUUGAGUUCCAACUUUGUAUAUAACCCCUUAAUUGAGUCGUUGGUUUUGGUUUAUCUGCCAGAAGUUGCUUAUUAGAGUUGCCUGUAGCAGAUGAGCUUUGACUAGUUGCUUCGGCGCAUGUUUUCCGUGGUGGUGUGAUCAGCGUUGUUUGCUUAUAGGUUACGCCAUCCUACGUCGAUGAGCUGCAUUCGAUAUUCAGAAAGGUAUUGGUUUAGCCACUCGCAUCCUCAGAAUACGAACGCCGUUAGAAAUAUCGGUGAAAUAAGUGUCAUUCGUAAUAAAUUCCACUUCUCCGUAUUGCGACAUAAUUCGUUUAAUGUAAUCUUUCUUAGUGCGCGGUACCAGAUCAUGGAUACGAACGUCCACCAUGUCAUUUUUCAUAUACACGGGGAUCUUGAAUCUGAUGUUAUUAAAUUCGACCUCGUGUUACGAGUUGUUCUUUGCAAUAAAAUUUUGUGCCAGUGCUAAACUUCUAAACGUAUUCAAAACACGUGGUGUAGCUAAAUGUACAUAACUUCCGUUAGAUUAAGCUUCUUUUUAAUUUUAACUAGUUAUUCCAACUCCUGAACUGUCGGUCUAACAUGAGUUUUAUGGAAGUCGAUCGAAAUUGUGUUAUCCUGUAGCACGGACAUUUUUGUUUCCUUUGUAGUCUACUGCGCAGCCGUGGGCAACGAAACAGUAUUGGUUGUGCACUGGAUAUAGAACAAAGCGCUGGCUUGCUUUAUUGGUAUCUAUAGCGUAGCGAUUUUUUGCUUCUACUUUGUUCGAGGUCAGGAGGUAGACUAUGACUUCUUUACCGAUUGCUCCGAUCCGUUUUGUCUUCUUAAUUGUUGGUAGUUUUUUAUGUUGUUAGAUUUGCACAAUACACAGGAUUUCUUUGUGGUCUAGCACCCAGCCUAACUGACACCGGCGGCUGCUUUUUAAUUCUAUCAUCCGGUAAGGUUGUAGCAUCUAUAUUCGCUCGAACACCGUGCAAGAAGUAUGCACUUAAAUUUGUCUUCCUUUGAAUUGAGAUCUGAGGACGCUUGAUGGAAAAAUCUAAAACGGGAGUGCUAUUUCGUGGCGGCAAAAUCUUAGUAAUACAGUAAUAAAUCGGAACAUAGUAUGCGGAAAAAAUCCGUUCAUAAAUUCGUGAGAUGGAAAUCACGAUUUCGUAAACUUAACGAUUUUCGAAAACCGUGAUAAAGUUCCUGAAAACAUGAAUAAUAAACCUAGUAUUCAUGAAACUAUUUGUGUAUUCAAAAAACUUUUUCCUGCCAAAAAUAUUCAUGGGGUUACAUUCGAAUGUUUGGUUGGGUUCCCCGGACAUGUUUAGUUUUUGUUAUGAUUCAUGUUCAUAAUUUUGUGAAAUAGAUCACGUGAAAAUUUUGUGACCAUGUGCAGAGUUGCAUGGAAUUGAAAAUUGAUUAGGGAUGUGUUCUAAAUAUCACAAGCACACAAGAUAAAACGUUCACGAAAUUAUGAAUAUAAUGUUAUGAUUUUUGAAGCUAUUUCGUGAGCACGAAUCGCCAGUCAUGACUGUUAUACAAAGCAUCAUGAACCAGUUCACGUAUCUACGAAUAAUAUUUCAUGAUUUUGUGAACUAUUUAACGAGCACGGACAUAGAAUCGUGACUAAUAUAUUAGGAAUCGUGAUUAAGUUCACGAGGAUUAAAAGGAUUCAUGAAAAAUAAUCCGUGGUUCGUGAAAUAGUGCACGAGAAAGUAUUCAGACACAUUGUGAACCAAUUCACAACCACGAAAACCAGAUCGUGAAUAAAAUGUAAUAAAUCAGGUAUGAGUUCACAUCGUAUAGUCCCUGACUCUGAAUAAUGUUCCUAAAUCUGUGAAUCAAAUUACGAGUCAACCUUUGGUUUAUGAAUAACGUUCGUAAACGUACAAAAAACAAUUUGGCGGAAAUCGUGACUGAAGUUCACAAACCAAAAAAAAAAUAUCUCCAAUGCACUAUGCAGGCGUUACUGAAGGAAAAUUGAUCAUAAUUAUGAAACGCAUGAUUUUUAUUCAUGGUCCUGUUUUCGUAAAGCGAUGGUUCCAGAAUUCAUGGCACUUUAUUCGCGAAUUUGGGAACAAUUUUUUUCCAUGUACCAUCAGUUGUUAUUCCGAGAUCUGAAGAGAGAACUAACGGAAAUUCAUGUCAUUUCAGAUACAUAAACGAUGUCGUAUAAAUAAUAAUGUCAGAAACGUGAAGCUGUACUUUAUAAACGCUUUUUUAUUGUUUACGCAAAAACAAAAAUAAACACGCCUAGGAUCAGAUGCAGUUGUACCACUCUAGCCGAAGAACUAUUCUCUAGGUUGAACAGUUCCAAUUGCAAGAAACAUUUCGAAAAAAAUAACUUUUCCCCGAAAAAAGAUAUCUUUAUGGAUAGGGCAUUGUAAUUCCUAUUGUGGAUUAUUAUGUGUUAAAAUGACUAUCAAAGUGCUCCACUACAUUCGAAAAAGUUUUUAAGUAUUAAAGGAUACAACCUACAAAUCAGGUCUUUUUCUGGGAAUCAGCAUCUUCAUAGGAAUGUGAUACAAUCUGUAUACCAAACAUUGCAAGAGUACAAUAUUCCUGCCAUUUUAGAUGUACAUAAAACAUAUAUUGCAAAUAAUCUUCUUCCGUACAGUAGCGCUUUUCCUGCCUUUGUGAAGGGCAGAGAUGAUUACAUAUUCUAGUUUCAAUUAGGUUUGUUUUCCAAAAUGUAAAUAAUAUGUACCUAGUAUUUGUGAAUAAUUUAACAUUAUUAUCUAAGACAAUUAAGUAUGCAACAAUAGACUAUCAAAUGUCUAUUAUUUAUUACCUUAUUCAUUUCAAUAAGUUCCAAAAUCGCCCUUGUAAUCAACAACAGUGACGAAAUGGGAUUUGCUUAACACAUGUUUCCAGUAACCGAAAUAGUUCUUUUUUUAACCCACCGGAAGUCACGCAAAUGGCUCACUAAACGAGUAACGGCUGGUGCACUAAGACGAUUUCGCAAGAUUUUCAGAGCGGCGUGACAGUGACGGUUGCGAUAAUUUCUCAUAUAAUCCAUACAUUUUUCCAGUUUAGGUGCGUUCGAUCAAAUUGAACUGCUAAAGCAGUUAUUUUUUCGCAGCACGUGUUACAAAACAUGGGUUAAAAAUGUAUUUUUAGGUAAAUAGACGAAAACAUGUAUAUGCAAAAUACCUAUUCGAGACAAUUGAACUGAAAACAUUCAGUGAAAAGUUGUUAUUGCUUAUAAGGAAGCAGCAGAAUGUUUGUUUUCAAAAAUCAAACAAUGUGCAACAUUUGGUAAAAUUUCUAACGCAGCGUAUAUAUAAUAAUAAUAAAAGUAUGGAAAAUGUUUUA